Paramecium primaurelia is the source of this 1262-nucleotide messenger RNA. NCBI's taxonomy places the organism in Eukaryota, Ciliophora, Oligohymenophorea, Peniculida, Parameciidae. The record is from the annotation of a GenBank genome assembly.
AAUUUAGAUAUGCAAUAGAUUUCUCCUGAGGUUGAGCAACAUCUUUCUGAAUUAUUGAAGCCUAUUCUUUAAAGAGUUGAAGAAUUAAAAAUUAGAGAUCAAUAAAAUGAAGACUAAAUCAAUUCACUUGUUGAGGAAUUGACUUAAUUAAGACAUUUAGUUAGCACCCUAAAGCCUUUUAAAUAAGAGGAAGAGAAAAGUACAAUUAAUAAUAAAUAUUAUUAGAAUAAAUAAAGCAAGAAUAAAAGAAAGAUAAUAAUGGAAAUCAUGGUAAACAAUAUUAUUAUAAAUUCAAUUUUUUUAGAAAACAAAAAACCUGAUCGUCCUUCAACAGGUGUUGUCUAAAAGAAUGAUUAAAAUAAAGUCAAAGAGCCUAGACCUUAAACUGGUCAAAAAUCUUUGAGUUAAAGUGUUAUUGUAGAUAAGACAGCUACAACUGAGGUGGAUAAAGGUACUUAUAAUAUAUUAUUAUAUAGUAACAUUAAAAUCCCCUAGAGAUUCUACAUAAAAACAACCAAAACCAUAAGUAUAACAAUAAUAACAAUAACAACCCCCAUAACCUAAACCAAAACCUUAAAAAUAACCUGAAUAGAAAGAUACAAAAGAUCAUAAAGAUCCUAAACCUCAUGGUUAAGGUAAAAAGUUAAUAAUAUAUAUAAGAACAACCUCAAAAGUAAGCAUAACCUCAAAAAGAUGAAAAAAAAGUAGAGAAGCCAAAAUAAACUAAAUAAAAUCCUCCUGUUCAUCCAGAGAAAACAGAAAAGCCAAAAGAAAUUGCCAAAAAGACAGAUAAACCUUAAGAUUAGAAAGGUAAUGGUUAAUAAAAAAAUCAAACUAAACCAAAUGAUAAAAAGGUAGAACCAAAAUAAGAUGAUAAGAAAAUAGUAAAAAAAGGAAAAUAAACAACUGCUCAAACUGGAGAUUAAUAAUAAACUGAUGAACAAUUUUAAUAAUAAUAAUAAGCUUCUUAAGUUAAUUAAGAACCAAAUUCAGCUGAAAAAUCAUCAAAAGAAAAUCAUUCAGAUUAAAAUGAAUAAUAAUAGGAAACACAUACAGAAUAAAAUGAAUAAUAAUAAUAAUAAGAAAAUCAUGAAGAAAAUACAAAAAAUGUAUAAGAAGUUGAAUAGUAACAUUAGGAGGAAUAAAAUUAAUUUUAGAGUUAAGAAUAAAAAGAAGAAUAAGUUUAAUAAUAAGAAAAUUAAAAUUAGGAUAAUAAUUAAUCUUAAGAAGAACAAUAAGGUUAAUAAUAAGAAGUAAUUUGA